GGAAGGCACUGGGGGAGUCUGCCCUUACCUUAGCAAGCCGCAUAAACAGUGGGUUUAAAUCCCUGUAAUCUAUGUUUUCAGGAAACUAGGAUGACCGGAUAGUCCUAACACAAUGGCGACUCCAGCUAUCCGGAUGUUUCGGAGGUUGGAAGGGCUUUUCUGCGUCUACAAGCCCCCCGGAGUUCACUGGAAGCUCGUACGGGACACGAUCGAGACGAAUCUUCUCAAAGGUAUAAAUGCUACGCCUCCUCAGGCUCUGCCUCACGAGGUCCGUUUCCUGCUCCAGCCCAGCAGUGACCCAGAAGCUCCUAAAGGACUGACCCUGACUGCAGCCUCAGUUCCUGCACUGUCCAAACACCCUCUGGUGACAGGACCUGAAUUUCAGCAUAUACGAGUCGGAGUAGGACAUCGCCUGGACGCUUCCUCUUCUGGUGUUCUAGUUUUAGCAGUUGGGAAUGGAAACAAAGUUCUGAAUGAUUUCUACCAAACACAAGUCACGAGGGAUUAUACGCUUGAGGGGGAAUUUGGGAUUGCGUCACAUAAUUUUUCUGACACCGGGAGAAUUGUUGAGAGAUCCACUUAUGAUCACAUUACCCUGGAGAAGCUGGAGAGAGUGCUGGCAGUGCUGCAGGGAUCCAAUCAGAAGGCUCUGCUAACUUAUGCCAACGUGGACAUGAGCUCUCAGGAAGCUUACGAGAUGGCUGCUCAGGGUUUACUUGGCCCUGAUGGAAAAUCGCCGCCGAUCAUGACGGGCUUACGCUGUAUUCGUUUCCAGCCCCCCAAAUUCACUUUAGAGGUGCAGUGCAUCAACGAAACCCAGAAAUAUCUGCGUAAGGUCGUGCACGAGAUUGGACUGGAGCUGCGCAGCACGGCGGUGUGUAAAGGAGUGAGACGCGUCAGAGACGGACCUUUCACCCUGCGGGACGCCUUGACCCGCCACCACUGGAGUGCUGCGGACGUCAUGCAGGCCGUACGACAGAACCACGCCUCGAAGGAAACCGAGAAGAAGCCACGGUCCCCCGCCGAGAGGCCAGUGGCACAGACACGAGAAGACAGAGAGACAGUCACCUCGCAGGGAGACGCUUUUGAAGAAGCAAUAUCAGGUAGAACUGUUUCUGAGACAAGCAGUUAAUCCAGCCCACUGAAGUUCAACGCUGGUAAAACAAAACAAAACAAAACAAAAAAGAAUUUUCUUGCAUCUUAUGAGUGUCUUUUUCAAAGUAGGUUUUUUUUUUUAAUUUAACUUAUUGCUUUUAUGAACACUCAUCCGAACUGAAUAAAAUAAUGUAGCAGUGAUUUAGAUAGUUUUGUAUGAUAAAUUAUUUUUUACUGUCUGAAACGGGAUCAGUGCAGCGCCAAGAAAAACUUCUCCAUCACAAAAGUUGGUUCCAACACAAGAAAUGAUGCACCUGUUUUUCAGCUCAAAUGCUCCCCCAAGUGGUGAAAGGUCGUUGUGAACUUUACAGUCGAAAUGUUUGGAGUACCAGCUUAAUCUGUCAGAAUGUUCUCACAGUAUUAGGUCUUGUGCUUCCACUGAGUUUUUCAAUAAAUCAAAGAAUCAUUUGAUUUUGAUCAAAGCCUGUAUUUUAAAUAAACCUAUUUUAUGUUCUCAUUUAUUUAAACUGGGCAAAGGCAGGGGAAAUUACCGUGACCUAAAGUCACCAAAAUACACUUCAACAUGUUUUUGGACUGACAGGAAACUGAAAUACCCAGGAAACAGCUGCACUUCUAUAUGUAGAACAUGAAAACUUCAGCCUGAUCUGAGAACCUUCUCACAAUGUGGCAAGUCUGCUGACAACAAUAAUCCUGAAUUUGUGAAAUUCAAAUCUCACUUUCAGUUUUUUUUUAUAUUAUGUAAUGCUUUUAAGUGACAAUGUGUAUGAUCAGUUAUUGAUGAGCUUUUGCUCGAGUCAUGUACAACAUUGAAGUGGCUUCAAGUAUUCAUUUGAAAACAGCAAUUUAUGUGUGAUAAAAUAUUUAAAAAGAUCACGGAGUUAAAUCCAGCCUUGUGGACUGUGUGUGACACAAAAGAACAUUUUCUUACAGCUGUGGCUUCAUCAUUACGGAUGAAGUUGAACAUAAGAUGAAUGGAUAGGCUUGAAAUCUGCUAAUCUGUAUAAUCCAAAAGGCAAUAGUGUCAAAGUAACUGUUUCCUCGUCGUGCUGCUGCCUGCUCCUUGUUUAUGUUACAAGGUUACUGCCGUGGCGCCGCUGUUGUCGUGCUCUUCAUGCCACUGAUGAAGUUAUUAUUCCUCAGGGAACAUAGCGUUCUUUGUCAGUUGAGAAGCACAUUUCCCACGAGGUCACAAAUAAAGCACGCAGGCAAACAAAAUGUCAUUCAGGAGGUUUAUUAAGCAUGAUAGUUGAUGUGUGUAAUUACAUUAACUGGGUGGGAAAUACACAGUAACAACAUUAAAAGAAAACAAAUUAUUAUUGAAAACCUGUUGAUCGUUUUUCCAGCACUGUGCUUAAGACACACAAACAUUUGAUCUUACCUUUACAUAUUAAAAUCUUGUGCAUUAACACACUCAUAUACAAAUAAAAAUGGUCCUUUUUUGUCAUAAACAUAACAGUAAAUAUUUUUUCUCAAAGCAAAAUGCUAUAUUUGUGAAAAUUACCUAAAUUUAAAUCCUUUGAUUCACAUGAGGGCAGUCAUUAAAGCACUCAUGGAAAU
This is a messenger RNA of Salarias fasciatus (jewelled blenny), 2673 nucleotides long. RefSeq names its product TruB pseudouridine (psi) synthase family member 2 (gene trub2). Lineage: Eukaryota; Metazoa; Chordata; Actinopteri; Blenniiformes; Blenniidae. Gene Ontology annotation, biological process: pseudouridine synthesis; RNA processing. The record is from RefSeq and is a predicted model, not a curated record. Gene Ontology annotation, molecular function: pseudouridine synthase activity; RNA binding. The coding region runs from base 113 to 1132 and encodes 339 amino acids. The transcript has 8 exons.